CUCUAGUAGGCUACAAGUCUGUACUCUCUACUUCCAAGGGCAAAUGGCAGUCUGUCACGCCUAACCUCAAACGCCUGCAUCGGAAGCCAAAGUGCCCCACCAUGUCGGUCCAGGCUCUUUAUCAACCUCCCCUCCGAUGCCAUGCAACAAUCCGAAGUGCUCGUCCACAUCUCCGCACCCAGCACCGUGGGCGAUGAUGCCAGCUACCGCGCUCAAGUCGAAGCCAUCCUCGGUUUCCAGCCCUUCUCGCGUCAGGUCAUAACCUUGCGAUCAGACGACAGCGACCCCGUCCCCACUGCAACGGAAGCCGGUCCCUCCUAUACCCAGGGACCACACAAUGCCAGCUCUUCUACACCCAGGCCUCCAGACCCUGGAGCAACCUCAUCAGUCCAGCGACAACGUCAUCAUGACAAAGACUCGCUCGAAACCCCCCUGAGUGUCAUUCCAGAUUCUCAGCCUGAGCGAAUACCCCUUGAGCCAGUCGACUUGCAGGAGAUUGCUCUUCCCCAAUCAAGUACAUCUCGUCGCAAAUCGACUGAUACAAAUGGCUUGCCUCCUCCUACAAAGCGAAGUUGUCUGGAUGUCCCUCCACUGGUGACGGAACAAGCACGCAACAAUACACCCCCCUCAGACGAGCGUCUCAACAACGACAAAUCGCCAAAUAACACCACCACCACCACCGCCACCAAAGAAGAAGUCAUUAGAACCUCAAAAGACAACACCGUACACCUCCCCCUAGAAAUCAAGCCAAACCCACCCCCCAUCUCAGCAAACCCCUUCACAACCCACAUCACCCCCACCCUAAAAAUGCUCUCCAUCCGCCUCAACCCCUCCCGCACAUACACACCCAUCAACCAAACCCGACCCCUCGACAACCUCGAGAGAGGACACUGGUAUCUCCGCCUCAAUCUCUCCCCAAAUCCAAACUCAACCUCCAGCUCCACCUGGGAGAUGCCAUUCUUCAUGCGCUUCUGGACCUUUCUAACGGAUUUCAUCGCCAAAGAAGGCCGCGCCGGCUGGGGUGUCUGGUGCCUUCUGGAGGAUAAUGGCUCAGAUAAACCUGCAAAUGGCCUCGAGGAUGGUGGUGAUGAGACAACAACGAGACCAGUAAUCCUGAAGGUCUAUGCGUGGGGUGAGAUAGCUUCUCAUAUAUACCUACUCUUAUUCCUAGCGAGUGAGCGUCGCGUCCGCAGAAUGGGGCUGCAAUGGCGCGAUAGUGCAGAUGAAGUUGUUAUUCAGAUGCCGUAGUGAUGGGUGGAUGGGCUGAUACCCACCUCCUAUCUCCCCCCAAAGAGAUUUGGGGGUUCUUUUCGUAGUAUAUGAUACUCGUGGAGCAUCAGCGAUGCGCUAUAUAUGUACAUACUACUAUAACUGUCAGGGAUGGUAUAUCCUAAUCUGUGAUUUCAUUUUGAAAUACUACUUUUGCGUGUGAAUGGAAGCCCGUCCCUCAUACUGAAGGUAGGAUGCGUCUGUCCAAUACAGCGGGAAGGACAAAGCAAGGCAAUUGUAUCUGGCCAUAUGUCAUUGAGCUUAUGGUACGAAGAUAUCGAGCUGAUAGAUAAGAUAGAUACUAUGG
Molecule: messenger RNA, 1576 nt
Organism: Aspergillus welwitschiae
Lineage: Eukaryota; Fungi; Ascomycota; Eurotiomycetes; Eurotiales; Aspergillaceae
Exons: 1
Coding region: 142-1248 (368 amino acids)
Source: RefSeq, a predicted model, not a curated record